AUGUCGUAUUCCUACUUCCCAGAAACUUACGCUGAGAAACCCGUACGGCAGCCGGGUCGAUCCAACUAUAACCCACCACAUCUAAGAGACGAGAACAUCAAACCAUUCGGUUAUCAGACUGGGUCUUCCCGGACUGGAAGUCAAGCACCAAACAAUGGCCGCGGCCGCGGCCGCUAUGGGGGUGGUGGUAGAGGCGGUGGCCGUGGUUUUGUACCCGGUUACAAUGAAGUCGACAGACAGUUCCGUGAACCUUACAGGCGAACUCGAGACCAGUAUGAUGCUCUUGCAGAAAAGCUUAAUGAAGUUGAGCUUGUUGAUGAAAACCCGAGUAUGGGGAUUAAUUUUGAUGCAUAUGAAGACAUACCCGUUGAAACUAGCGGGUCGGAUGUACCCAAACCCGUGAACACGUUUUCCGAGAUCGAUUUAGGGGAAGCAUUGAACGAUAACAUCAGGAAUAGGUGUAAGUACGUGAAGCCAACGCCCAUACAGCGUCAUGCCAUUCCCGUAGCUUUGGCUGGACGUGAUUUGAUGGCGUGUGCACAGACAGGUUCUGGGAAAACAGCUGCGUUUUGCUUUCCGAUCAUAAAUGGGGUUUUGAAAUCACAGUCUCCGGCGGCGUCUCAGCCGGCGUUUAGACGGAGGGAGAUGACGGCACACCCACUUGCUCUUAUUUUGUCUCCGACCAGGGAACUCUGUUGUCAGAUUCAUGAAGAAGCUAGGAAAUUCUGCUAUCAAACUGGUGUUAGAGUUGCUGUUGCUUAUGGAGGAGCACCCAUUGGAUCUCAGUUGCGAUCUUUUGAAAAGGGUGUGGACAUUUUAGUUGCCACUCCAGGAAGAUUAACUGAUGUGAUCGAAAGAUCAAAAGUUUCUCUUACAAGGAUCAAGUAUUUGGCUCUUGAUGAGGCCGAUCGAAUGCUGGAUAUGGGGUUUGAACCCCAAAUCAGAAAGAUUGUCCAGUGUUUGGGUAUGCCUCCACCUGGCCGGAGGCAAACCAUGCUUUUUAGCGCAACGUUCCCUGAACAGAUACAAAGGCUUGCAUCGGAUUUUCUUUCAAACUACGUAUUCCUUUCUGUCGGAAGAGUUGGUUCGAGCACUGAUCUAAUUCUCCAAAAAGUUGUUUAUGUUGAUGAUAUGGAGAAACAAGACUAUUUAAGAAACCUUCUCCAUGAGCAAAAAGCUAAGGGAAACCUUGGAAAGAAUGCAUUGACUUUAGUUUUUGUGGAGACGAAAAGAGGUGCUGAAUCGUUAAAACAUUGGCUGUGCCAGAUCGGUUUUCCUGCCAGCACAAUCCAUGGUGACAAAGUGCAAUUUGAAAGGGAAAGAGCGCUGCAGUUAUUCAAAAAUGGUGUUACUCCAAUCUUGGUUGCUACGGAUGUUGCUUCAAGAGGGCUGGAUAUUCCACGGGUCGCUCAUGUUAUCAACUUUGAUUUGCCAAAGGACAUUGACAGCUACGUUCACAGGAUUGGGAGGACAGGUCGUGCUGGUAAAUCUGGAUUGGCAACGGCAUUCUUCAGUGCCAAAAACGCAUCCAUUGCGAAAGCUCUUUCUGAGGUUAUGAAAGAAGCACAUCAAGAAUCACCAAACUGGCUAGCUCAGUAUAUUGAUGGAUCUUCUUGUGGUGAUCGUCGUUAUAGAUCCAGCAGCAGGUUUGGUGGUAGGGAUUACCGGAGCAGCACAAACAGUAAUUCGUACUCUGCAGACAAUAACUCCUACUCAACUGGUUAUGGCGCUGCUGAUUAUGGUGGGGAGAACGGCGGAUCUGGAUAUGGCUCUGCAGAUUAUGGUGGGGCGACUGGCGGAUCUGGAUAUGGCUCUGCAGAUUAUGGUGAGGCGACUGGCGGAUCUGGAUAUGGCUCUGCAGAUUAUGGUGGGGCGACUGGUGGUGUGGACUAUGAUCCUCCUGCUCAGGCCGAGUAUGGUGGACAUGGGUAUGAAUCCAUUGUUGCUGGUGGAUGGGAAUAG
This is a messenger RNA of Cynara cardunculus var. scolymus (artichoke), 1962 nucleotides long. Its product is annotated as DEAD-box ATP-dependent RNA helicase 52C-like. Gene Ontology annotation, molecular function: ATP binding; RNA helicase activity; RNA binding. NCBI's taxonomy places the organism in Eukaryota, Viridiplantae, Streptophyta, Magnoliopsida, Asterales, Asteraceae. Gene Ontology annotation, cellular component: nucleus. The record is from RefSeq and is a predicted model, not a curated record. The transcript has 6 exons. The coding region runs from base 1 to 1962 and encodes 653 amino acids.